Molecule: messenger RNA, 4310 nt
Organism: Nannospalax galili (Upper Galilee mountains blind mole rat)
Lineage: Eukaryota; Metazoa; Chordata; Mammalia; Rodentia; Spalacidae
Gene: Dclre1a
Product: DNA cross-link repair 1A
Exons: 10
Coding region: 768-3920 (1050 amino acids)
Biological process (GO): double-strand break repair via nonhomologous end joining; protection from non-homologous end joining at telomere; interstrand cross-link repair
Molecular function (GO): 5'-3' DNA exonuclease activity; damaged DNA binding
Source: RefSeq, a predicted model, not a curated record
AAAAGAAAUAGUCUGCACAACUUAAAAAGAGCCGACUUUAAAAAAAAAAAAUCUUAUUCCAUUCUUCGACUGGGAUCAGCCGAUUCGGCACUCUCAGGGGCAGCGGGAGACGGUUCCCGCCAAGACUCGAAAGGGUUUGAGCCUAUCAUGAAGGAAGAGAUUGGAGUGGCCUAGGAAACUGAAUCCUGGCCCUGAGUCAUGGAUAAGGAUAUUUGCUGUUCUGCGACUCACCUCUGAUGAUGGUGUGACUACUUUCAAUAGCAAACUGAAGUAACCAAUAGAAUUUGGAACACUUAACUGAGCCAUUUGGGUGGGAACUGUGACUGGACUUGUAAAGGGACAUUUACCCACUUUGAAGAGAACUAGGGUAGUUUCAUAGAAAUUGCACGAAGUGUUUUGAGAUAAAGUUGUUGAACCUAUGCUUCCCCGUUAGUGCUGCAUUUUCGGGGCAUUAUUGAUUCUUAUUUUUAUGAAUCAACUCUCGGAAAAGGCAAAAAAAUGAAAUAAUAGAGCAAUGUAAAGCAAAAUUUACAGAUGCUACCCCUGUGAUAGGUUAUCUUAAUUUUAUUGUGGUAUAAGUGGUACAGCAGAUUUUACCAGAUACUUGGCAUUCUCUGUGCCAAUAUAAUCAUUACCAAAGCGCUUAGAUUCCUACCAAGUUAGUAGGGUUUUGGUCACUUUUUUUCCUAUUUAAAAAAUUUGUAAGAAGAAAUGGACUCUCAGUUUACUAAAGGCUAAUGCUUUACUGGUAAAAAAAACAUUUUGCCAUGUUAGAAGACGCAUUUUGGGAGGAAGACAUCUGGGAAUACAAAUCUAAAAGAAAACCAAAACCAGAACAUUUAAAUGAUUGCUCUGAAAAUAUUCCAGAAUCUGUUGGAAUAGCAACAGAUGGAAAAUCCCAGUCAAAACGAAAAGGACACAAAAAACGAACCACCAAAGAUAACGGGAAGAACCGUGAAAAGUGCCUUGGAGAAACAGAUUGUCAGAUCUCCAUAGGUUCUAGUCAGAAUUCAAGUUGUAGAGAUGGUAUUCAGCAGUCUCAAAGCAAAGAGACUACUCCGAGAAAGCACUGUAAACCUCACAAAAGCAAGCAAGCGUCCCCCAAAAUACGCCCAGUGUAUGAUGGAUACUGUCCAAGCUGCCAGAUGCCAUUCUCCUCAUUGCUGGGUCAGACACCCCGAUGGCAUGUUUUCGAAUGUUUGGAUUCUCCACCGGUCUCUGACACAGAGUGUCCUGAUGGUCUUCUGUGUACCUCCACAAUGCCUUCUCAUUAUAAGAAGUACAUGCACCUUCUGCUAGCUCAAAGUAGGGCUAGCAAUGAGCCUUUUAGCAGCCCACCCUGUGUGUCAGGCGGGGGUUUUACCCCAAGCAAGCCAGACCCUUCUCAUAACCUUGAAGAAAGAUGGUGUGUGCAUCCGAAACAAAUUGAGAACUUAAAAAAUGUUUCAGCUGAUUCUAUGUUGAUGACACAGUGUCUAAAAACAGCUCAGCCUCCAACUGAAACCAACAAAAAGAUUCCCACUUCUCUGAGUAGUCAAACGUCACAACAAGCUCCACAGUUUACUAAAUUUGUUAACAAAGAAAAAGUGGUAGGAGUUGGUUUGCCUCUUGAUGAGGAAGAAUCAAACAGCCAAAGCAAGUCUCAGAGUAUGAAUUUGCCAUUGCCAAGAAAUGACUCCGGCAGCUGUGAGAUCUCCUAUUCUCCGCUGCAGAGUGAUGAAGAGACUUAUGAUAUAGACGAAGAGCUGGAUGAUUCACAACAGGAACUAUUUUUUACCCAAAGUUCUAAAGACAGCAGCCUAGAAGAUGACGACAGCUCCACCAUGUUUGAAAAACUUCAUGAUCCCUAUCUGAAGGACGCAGAGAGAAUCUGCCCCACAGUGAAUAGCUUCAUAACUCAGGAUAACUACAGCAGAUUGUGUGAUGACAGAAUUCUAAGUGAUUCAUUUCAGCUUAUCUCACAAGCUACGAGUAGUGUUUCCCAUGGCUAUCCCACAUAUUCUGAUGAUAAUUUGCUGUUGUUUUCACCUGCUAAAGCAGAGUUGCUCACUGCUUCUAAUACCACUAACACCAAACCUGGUGAGCCAAAAGGAUUUCACUCAUCUCCAUCAACAAAUCUGAAACGUGGACUGCAAGAAUCAGCUGUUUACAAUCAAAUUUGUCUGCCAUUACUUAGGCCUGACACAUCUAAACCAUUUGAAUGGGAGGGAGGAGAGUACUCACCUCUCCAUCCACCCCAAAAUCAAACUAGAGAACUGCCAAGUAAGAAGGUAUGUGCUAAGAAGAGUGCUAACUCAGCAUGUAUUUGCAGAAAGGCAUCAGAUAACAUGGUAGAUGGCAGAGUUACAGCUUUAAAUGUAGAAAAAUGUUCUAAUAUACCUCUUGCUAAGACUCCUUUGAAAACAUCAUUUUCUGGUCCUAAGUGCAGUGCAAGCCAACCUUCUGCGAAGGUAAUGAAGCAAAUGGACAUAGGUGUGUAUUUUGGAUUACCCCCCAAAAGACCAGAAGAGAAAACUCUGGAGGAAAGUGUGUUAGAAGGGCUGAAUGUUACUCCAGUUGUAAGUCCUAAUGAAAAGAGGUCCCGAUCGCGCAAAAGGAAAGCAGAAAAUUCAUUAAGUGACUUAGAAUUUGAUGCAAAGAAUUUAAAUGAGAGUCAGCACUCUGUGGAACUAUGUGGCAAGAGGUCAUGGCAUCGAAGAAAGAGACAUAAAAAUUCAAAUUCACCACAGAAAGGAGCAUGUCAGAAGAGGUCAGAUCACCUUAUUGACAGUCCAGAAUUGGGAGCAGUCAAUUUAAGUAAAAGCAAAGUCUUUGUAAAAUCAACUCAUGGCAGGCUGCAAAGAGGGAACAUGAAAAUUUCAGAGUCAUCUAGUGCCAAGGAGUUCAGAAAAAGGACAUGUCCAUUCUAUAAGAAAAUCCCUGGAACCGGCUUUACUGUGGAUGCCUUUCAGUACGGAGAGAUUGAAGGCUGCACAGCCUAUUUCCUCACACAUUUCCAUUCUGAUCAUUAUGCAGGAUUGUCUAAGAACUUCACACUGCCAGUUUAUUGUAGUGAGAUAACUGGCAGUUUGUUGAAGAACAAGCUUCGUGUCCAGGAACAGUAUAUCCACCAGCUGCCGAUGGACACUGAAUGUGUAGUGGAUGGUGUCAAAGUUGUUUUGCUAGAUGCCAAUCACUGUCCAGGUGCCGCCAUGAUCCUUUUCCACCUUCCUAACGGUGCUGUUGUGUUACACACUGGAGACUUCCGGGCAGAUCCCAGCAUGGAACGGUCACUUCUCGCAGGCCGGAAAAUCCACACUCUGUACUUAGACACCACAUAUUGCAGCCCAGAAUAUUCCUUCCCAUCUCAGCAGGAGGUUAUCCAGUUUGCCAUCAACACUGCCUUUGAGACUGUAACCCUAAACCCACGGGCUCUUGUUGUCUGUGGCACUUACUGUAUUGGAAAAGAGAAAGUCUUUCUAGCCAUUGCUGAUGUUUUAGGUUCAAAGGUCGGCAUGUCCCAAGAAAAAUAUAAGACAUUACAGUGCCUCAAUAUACCAGAAAUUAAUUCCCUCAUAACCACAGACAUGAGCAGUUCCAUGGUUCACCUUCUCCCAAUGAUGCAAAUUAAUUUUAAGGGCUUACAAAGCCAUUUGAAGAAGUGUGAUGGGAAAUAUGAUCAGAUUUUGGCUUUUCGGCCUACAGGGUGGACACACUCUAACAACAUAACUAGCAUAGCAGAAGUUACUCCCCAGACCAAAGGAAAGAUUUCAAUAUAUGGAAUUCCUUACAGUGAGCACAGCAGCUACCUAGAGAUGAAACGUUUUGUCCAGUGGCUAAAGCCCCAGAAGAUCAUACCUACAGUGAAUGUUGGCACCUAUAAAUCUCGGAGUACAAUGGAGAAAUACUUUAAAGAGUGGAAAUUGGAAGCCGGAUAUUGAUUCUGGCACAAAAGUUCAACAGUAAACAAGUGUUAACAAUUAAAUCUGUACUGAUAUGGAAUACAUUUUAUGAGAACAGUCUGAGGAAGACUCAGUUUCUUUUUUAUCUUUGAAUGAUGCAUUCACGGUCCUGGAUGCCUCUCAGCAUCGUCAGUGACAUCUGAGAAUGGAUCUUCCUAAUAUCCUUAAUUCUUAACUCUUUCCUGCAAGGAGGCAGUAGUAUUCUACAUCCAGCCUGAGAGGAGGGAACAGAUGGACUGAAAGGAUUUAUGGAAAUGGAGAGACUACACAUGGAGCAUUAUAUUUGUAAGUAACUGUGGAUCUUUAAAAUUGUGGAAUAGAACUUUUAUACAAUAUGUAUUCAUAAAUAAAAAUUAUUAUAGAACUUGC